Messenger RNA from Daldinia caldariorum, 2001 nucleotides. Its product is annotated as cholinesterase. Bases 1 to 2001 code for a protein of 666 amino acids. Lineage: Eukaryota; Fungi; Ascomycota; Sordariomycetes; Xylariales; Hypoxylaceae. The record is from RefSeq and is a predicted model, not a curated record. The transcript has 4 exons.
AUGCUAUUAAGAUUACCAUUUGUAGUUUUUGCCGUUGGGGCUGUAGCGGCCCCCUCUCCGCAGAGCCUGAACUCGAGUUUGACGUUGCUGAUUGAUAAUGAUCUACAAGGUGUUAGUAGUCCCGUAUCCAACUCAGGCGUCUUGCUACUCGAAGCGCGGUCAUUAAAACACGCCCGUGAAACAUGCGAGGCUGUUGGCGAACAGCUCUGGUCGCUUGAAAAGGGGACAAAAAGUAUCCAAGCCAAUUUGGAUUAUCUCAAAUAUUCAAAUCUGGAUUUGGGUCUCUCGAAGUUCUGGAUUGCUUCGAAGAACCAGUCGGCUCGGGCUGUAGACAUUGACGGCCAUGUAGUCCAGGAAAACCCGGAUACGAAGCUCCCGGUUCUAUGCUCUCAAUCGGCACCGUUUUCCAAUGUGACUUUCCAGGAUACGGGGGAGAAAUGGCAGGUCAUCGUGAAGUCCAACAACGAAUCCUUGACAGGGUAUCGCGAUCGCCUGAGCUUCCGCUUCUUGGGAGUCCGGUACGCGCCGCAACCCAAGCGGUUCACAUACUCGGAGUCUUACGUCGGUAACGGGAGUGAAGUUUCUGCGCUGGAGUAUGGCUCCCAGUGCGUGCAGGCUGGGAACAUCGGGUCUGAAGAUUGCUUGUUUUUGAAUGUUUGGACUACUCAUAUUCCUGGCCCCAAAACCGCCAAAAAGCUCAAGCCAGUUAUGUUUUGGAUCCACGGGGGCGCAUUUAUCAACGGAGCGGCAAGUGACCCUACCUUUGACGGAGGCAAUCUAGCCUCGAGGGGCGACGUUGUCGUGGUCACCGUCGGAUAUAGGCUGACAACACUCGGAUUCCUAGCUCUGAACGACGGCGUCACCAACGGUAACUUCGGUCUUGCCGACCAGAUCAAUGCUCUGGAAUGGGUCCGGAAGAACAUCAAGGAUUUCGGCGGGGACCCUGAUAAGAUCACCAUAUUUGGCCAGUCCGCCGGCGCGGGCAGCGUCCACGCCCUGAUAGCCUCCCCUAAAUCGAUCGGCAAAUUUGCAGGGGCUAUUCCCGUCAGCAAUCUUGCUAGCAACGACCCGAGUAAAGGGUAUACGAGGUACUAUACCAUCGAGGAAGAAGUCGAGGCGUUAGGAAAUACCAUCCUGGAAGAAACCGGCUGUGCGAAUGCCACGUCCCAGGUAGGCUGCCUGCGAUCUAUAUCCCCCCACGUCCUUGCGGGUGGCUUGAGCACCUAUGCGCGGUUCCCGGUCGUCGACGGCACGUACCUCACGUCCGACAGGCUCCCGCUCGAGGGCCCGACGCUCCCCGUGCGCAUCAUGACGGGGACCACGCGCGACGACGGGGCCGCAUUUAUCGGGUUCCCGACGACGACGACGAACGCGACGGCGUACUUCGAAUCCCAGGGCUACGCGGUCCCGCCGCCCGAGCUCUUCCCGAUCCCCGACCUGGCGAACAAGUCCCUGGCGCUGUUCGACAUGGCCGCGCGCCUCGUCACCGACAGCAUCUUCCGGUGCGGCGGCCAGGCCGAGAUAAGCGGGGGCCUGCGGAACGGCCGGUUCCAUCCCGUGUACUUCUACGAGUUUAACCGCACGUACCAGCUCGCCGGGUGGCCGGGGCUCGACGUGUGCUCGCCGCCGAAGACGGCGGGCCGCCCGCACGGCGACCCGGGCGCCGAGUACCGCAAGUGCCACUCGGGCGAGCUGUACUACGUCUUCGGCAACCUGGUCCGGCAGGGGCUGCCGCUGCGGGACGAGGCCGACCUGCCGUUCCAGCAGUUCGUCCUGGACGUCUUCAGCUCGUUCGCGCGGACUUUCGACCCCAACCCCGCCGCCAGGUUUCUCCAAGCGAGAGGGUUUCGGAGCACGUUCGGGGAGAUCGGACGCGCGGGGCGGUGGGAGCCGGCUACGGCGGAGGGGGGGAUGACGAGGAGGAUCUUGCAGUGGCCGAGCGCGCAGGAGCCGUUUGGGGAGCGGGAGCAGUGCGAGUAUGUGGGUUUGCCUUGGAACUAG